CACGGCCACGCUUCUGUUGUCUUCAAGUUCAGUAAGCUGUCUCGUUCGGUUCAAGGGGGAAAAUGCCAGCGCCGGCGGGCACAAAGAGAGUUCGGGGAAUCUCGAUAUUCCGUCCGUUCGUGUUUGGAAGCGAAGCGCAGCCAUUUGACCCCAAUAAGAGGCCGCCUAAUGUCCCCGAAGACCAUACCCACCAAUGGCGCGUCUACGUCAAAGGCAUAAACGAUGAAGACAUCUCCUACUGGCUCAAGAAAGUCCAAUUCAAGCUCCACGAGACCUACGCGCAGUCCAUCCGAACCAUCGAAGGACCGCCAUUCGAAGUUACGGAGACGGGCUGGGGUGAAUUCGAAAUCCAAAUAAAACUUUACUUUAUCCCCGAGUCGAUGGAGAAGCCGCAGACGUUAUGGCACAGUUUGAAGCUGCAUCCCUACGGUCCAGAUGCCGAAGCUAAGAAAGCGAGACGAGAUACCAUCACCAGUCAGCAUUAUGAAGAGGUUGUGUUCAAUGAGCCGGUGGAGCAAUUUUAUAAUCUCCUCACGGGGGGAGCUCUGGCGCCCCAAGCUCAGCCCAAGGGAAAGGCUGGAAAAGGCGCAAAGCAACAACAGCCACAGGGCGGACGCACGGCGGAGAUCCCAUACUCUGACACUCCCAAGAAUCCAUACAGUCAGAAGUCAGAGGCGAAGGAACUCGAUAAGCUCGGCGAAGCUACAAAAAUGGUUGAUAGGAUGCUGAAAGAGGAGCGAGCUAAACUUGCGGAACGAGAGGCACAUUUGGCGAAAUUAAAAGAAACUGAAAGCUUACCGGUCGUCCAGAAGAAAAGAUGAAUACGGCCCUUUGGCAUAUAGUGCCUGCACUAUCGUCGUAGGGUUCUAUCUCCACGGUCAGGAUACCGAACCCGAGCUGAAUCAGGGACCAAAGAUUUGGCCUGUCGACUUAGUGCUAUAACAUUUUCUUGAAUACGGAUAUUAAGGCAGCCCAUUAUUAUGGCAACACGGUCUUAUCAAAGAUAAGGAUGGGGCAAUCGCUCGGGUGAUGUACCGCUACUACUAGCGGAGUACAAUGCUGUAUGCUCUGCAGAGUAUAUUAUUUCACAAAUCCUUUUCGAUGGAACAGUGACUCAAACCUGAAUGCUCUUGGGCAUGCUCAUUCUUCCUCGAUAUGGAUUCAUGCAACGGCGUUCAAGGAAUUGCUGAAAACCGAAAAUAUCUCCUGCGCAAUGCGAGGCCAUGGAGAGUUUACGGCUAUGUGCUCACGGGGACCAAUGUAUGAUUUCCCCCAAAGUAAGCUCUUGGAUAGCACUGCUUACCUUGGAAGGCGUUUAAGCAUCCUCUCCGAUGUGAGUCCGUUCGACGUGCGUUUCUUCGAGAGACAGGGGUAAAAGGACGCUGAAGUGUAUAUAGUCAAGCUCGAUGGCCGUUGGCACUGCUAAUUAACAUUUAAAAGACGAAUAUACAUGUUUAUAAAGACAGG
Molecule: messenger RNA, 1467 nt
Organism: Coccidioides immitis RS
Lineage: Eukaryota; Fungi; Ascomycota; Eurotiomycetes; Onygenales; Onygenaceae
Product: histone acetyltransferase subunit
Exons: 3
Coding region: 63-821 (252 amino acids)
Biological process (GO): regulation of DNA-templated transcription
Source: RefSeq, a predicted model, not a curated record